Molecule: messenger RNA, 601 nt
Organism: Olea europaea var. sylvestris
Lineage: Eukaryota; Viridiplantae; Streptophyta; Magnoliopsida; Lamiales; Oleaceae
Product: DNA-directed RNA polymerases I, II, and III subunit RPABC5
Exons: 4
Coding region: 65-280 (71 amino acids)
Biological process (GO): transcription by RNA polymerase II; transcription by RNA polymerase I; tRNA transcription by RNA polymerase III
Cellular component (GO): RNA polymerase III complex; RNA polymerase I complex; RNA polymerase II, core complex
Molecular function (GO): zinc ion binding; DNA-directed RNA polymerase activity; DNA binding
Source: RefSeq, a predicted model, not a curated record
UCUUCUUAAGUCAUGAGCGAGGUGAGAAGGGAUUUUCCCAGAGAAAAAACCCUAAAGAGCGAAGAUGAUAAUUCCCGUCCGUUGCUUCACUUGUGGGAAGGUGAUUGGAAAUAAAUGGGAUACGUAUCUUGAUUUACUGCAGGCCGAUUACACCGAAGGAGAUGCUCUUGAUGCAUUGGGGUUGGUUCGAUAUUGCUGCCGAAGAAUGCUGAUGACUCAUGUUGAUCUCAUUGAGAAGCUUCUGAACUACAAUACUUUGGAGAAAUCUGAGGGAAGUUGAUACUGCUUGUCAAGUACAAACUAUUUGGGGGUACUGCCAUUUGUUGUGGUAUUAUUGUAGUAUCAACUUUUGUUGUGUAAGGAGGCAACCUGUUUGGAACCAUUUAUCUGUUUAUCAGAGAUGUAUGCCAUGCGAAUAGCAGAACAGAAGUAUUCUCUUUUCACCCCAUCCGUUUAGUUGUUGGGAACCCUCAGAUGUUGAUUUUUAUGGGAAUGUUUUGCUCGUCGAAAUCGACUUUUUGAUUUGUGCAGUCAUUUAUUUCCUUCUUAUUCUUACUCGUUUUCCUUCUUCUUUAUAAAAAUCAUCACAGAUUCAAGUUGA